This is a messenger RNA of Aphanomyces astaci, 731 nucleotides long. RefSeq lists its product as hypothetical. The transcript has 2 exons. The record is from RefSeq and is a predicted model, not a curated record. Lineage: Eukaryota; Oomycota; Saprolegniomycetes; Saprolegniales; Verrucalvaceae. Bases 8 to 682 code for a protein of 224 amino acids.
AACCAGUAUGUCGACAACCACCACCGCAACACAUCCAAGCAUCCUCUUGGUGGGCGAUUCCAUCACUCAACUCGCAUGCGACCCCAUGCAGAACGGCUUCCAAAGCCUCCUUGAACGCGACUACAUUCGCCGCCUCGAUGUGGUCAACCGUGGACUCAGUGGCUACAACACGAGGUGGACGUUGGAUGUCCUGCCAGCGAUCUUGCAGGACGCGUAUGCACACCGCGCGGCUCCCCUUCUUGUGACCGUCUUCCUUGGUGCCAACGAUGCCGCCCCGCCAGGCUCGACUCAACAUGUUCCCCUACCCGAGUUCCAAGCCAAUCUCCGAGCACUCGUGGAGCUUCUUCGUCAGUGGUUCCCCUCGUCAAAGGUGCUUCUGCUGACUCCCCCUCCUAUCUCCGACACCAGAACCUGCGGCCGUCGUAAUGACCUCGCGCGAACGUACGCUGCCGCCAGCGUUGCCGUGGGAACCGCGCUGGACAUUCCUGUUGUGGACCUAUGGACACUCCUGCAAGAAGACCGAGACUCGUACUUGGUCGAUGGACUUCACUUGAAUGCCAAGGGCAACAUGGCGGUGUACAACUCACUGACGCAGCACAUUGCCAGCCUGUGGCCCCACCUUUCCCCCGACAACCUGCCCUUUGUGUACCUUCCUUGGGCAUCAAAUGUCCAAUCCAGCUAGAUUUUAGAUCUCACGCGUAAUUCACCAGUAUUUGCUAAUGAAACGGUAA